Molecule: messenger RNA, 3168 nt
Organism: Stereum hirsutum FP-91666 SS1
Lineage: Eukaryota; Fungi; Basidiomycota; Agaricomycetes; Russulales; Stereaceae
Exons: 2
Coding region: 1-3168 (1055 amino acids)
Source: RefSeq, a predicted model, not a curated record
AUGUCUGCCAAUUCCGAAAAUCUACCCACUGAUGAUUACGCCGCACUGGCUUCUUAUACUUUCGGGGCGCCCAGUACGUCCACGCGGCCGCCGUUGGAUACCGAAAUGCUCAGUCCGCUUUCGACACUCCCUGACCGCGAGAGUAUGUCGACCAUCGACCAAGACCGCACUCCUAGACAUUCCGUAUCGCAUCCUCGUGACGAGGAAGAUGACGAGGAGGCCGCCCGCCGUACUCGGUCCAAAAUGCGUGCAAUCGACGAUGGCGGCCGUAGACCUUCUCUUCCUACCAACGUAUUCAGUGACAAACCCUCCACUAGCUCUCAACCUGAUGACGACAGACUCGACUCUCACUCUGACUCCGGCGACGAAGGUGGCGCACUAGACACCGACAUGGAGUUUGAGGCCCCAGUCCACGACGCAGCCUCGCAACAUACGUUCGGCGGCUUGAGCGGUGCGAGCCAUCGUGCGUGGGAUCAACCGGAAGAGUCUGAAGAAAACGAACGUGAGCGCCCCUGGGAAUCUUACGUCGUCGAUCCAGCCCACCGAGACGAGCACGGUGGAUCGCCUGUGACGUUCGCCGCCACACUGAACAGCGACGACGACCGUUUCUCACUCUCUGGCUCAUCUGAUCGCGACGCCACUGCUAUUCAAUAUGCAACCGGACGCCGCCCGAGCCUUCCCUUGCUUAUACGGACGCCGCCGUCUAACUCUCUUGGCUUUGAUGCAGCAGACUCUGAAUUCGUGCGCGACAGGGAAUCUAGUGUCGCCACCAUUACGAUGCGGAGGCCUAGUCGUAGCGUCGACGACGACCUCCGUGCAGCUCUGACCGCUUCUAUGGAGCCAGGAAUGCAGCCCUCAAGCGAGCCUACACCUGGGCCUAGCACCGUAGGGGAAAGGCCCGCUUGGGAGAUUGAUAUGGCUUAUAUCCAGGAUGGAAUUGUGACGGGCUCCCGUCGUUCAUCCGCUUCGUUCAUCCGCCCACUUCCAGCGCCUCCGAAGAAGGGCAAGGAGAAAAAGGAUCGCAAGGGGAAAGGGAAACAAAAGGCGAAGACGAAGGGGCCCGCACUGGACGAAGACGUGGUCAAUGCUUUUAGCUCAGAAGUCGCUCCUUGGGCAGCAGAUGAAGGCUCUAUCAUGCAGGGGCGCAAGUCCAGCGUCGCCACUGUAGGCAUGGGCGACGAUUUUUUCACUCGGCAUGUCCGCGAGAACGACCCUGCCUACGCACAUGCUCGCAACAAAUGGGCAUACGUCAAACCACCUCGCAUGAACGCCCCGCCUCCAGCUCCUAGCGCUGGUAAGCGCGCCGAGGGUGCGUGGAUCCCCCCAGAGCCCGAGUUUUGGCGGAACGACCAGAACGGCACGUUCAAACUCGAUUGGGGCACUGUGACGCCUCGUAGGUCAUCUUCUCUUCACAAUCGUUCGCGAGUCGACGUGAUCGAGCCUAUCUCUUCAGAUGAUCCCAGCAAGCCGCUGCAGCGAAGGCUGAAUAUCAUGCAUCUCGCGGACGCGACCUGUACUGGCUCUCCGAACGGUGGUCCUAGCGUCAUUGUUCACAAGCACUCCAAGGCUGUUGCCUUUUCCAUCUUCCGUGAUGAUGGCCUGCUCGAGAAUAACAGUCAUCGUACCAAACGCGAGCAGCGGAAUCAACUCGACGCUCAUUUCAGCAUCCUACUCGCCCCGCGGUCGGUACAAGAACAGUACACCAGUACGAAGUCGACAAAGUCGCUCAACGCGCAUGGUCUGCUCGACGAGAAAUCGUCCGAGUCGUCGAGUCGCGGGAGAGGCAACGCACCGCCUUCGUCGCGAGAUCGACCGCCUCCUGUCCCUUCCAUAGGCCGACAAAUCAUUCCUUCUUCCAGAAUCUCGCGAGAUACCCGGCCGUCGACUGCCGGAUCACAGGCCAGCAGUACCCAUGGUCGUACCGAUUCGACGACGUCUGAACACAGCGGUGAAGGUCGUUCCAGUUCUGCCACGCACGACGACCGUACCACGGUCACGUCCGCAACCACUGCCCCUCGCACCCAGCCUAGCGAUGCGGAGGACGAGUACGAAGACGAUGAUGAUGACCUCAACGGGCCUGUGGCGCCCAGGACAUCUCACGCAGAGGCAUUCGGUUCACUUGACCGCGUCACGAUGGAACAGUACAGGCAGCAUAACCCUCCAUCUCCCGAUACGCCACCCUCCAUCCUUGCCCUAUUCCGGAAACCCUUCAAAGGCUCCUCUUCGUCCUCGACUCCUCGUUCGCCCAACGCACACAUGAAACCCUAUGCCCCGGCAUGGGUCACCAUGGCCCCUCGCCACCAACAGGACUCGCAGGACGAGGUCAUCCACAACUUGAACGAGUCGUUCAAAGACGUCGGUUUGCUUCCUUCGAACAGGCGGAAGGGAGGCCCGGAUCCAAGCAAGCAGAAGCGGGUGAAACGUACGGAGACGAUGCAACGCAUCCCAGACGACGUGAUCUACAUGCUCCUUCCCCUCUGGUCUCGUGGAAUCGACCCGAAGCAGCCCUCGCAUCCAGAAGCGAAGCAGGCGUCGCAGGUCUCGAUGGAGGACUACAACGUCCCGCCCGAACAAGAGCGUGUGUAUCUUUACGUGUCGUAUCGGCCGUUCGACGGGCCCCGAGACGACGCGAGCGGGUUGAGCAAGAAAAGGUCCAGGUCGACGGCGGCGGGGUCUGAACGAGCGGAUCCCGCGACUCGAAACCGCGACUUGCUGAACUCGUUCACUGGCCCGCGCGGGUUCCAAGUGAGCGCGCGUCGGAUCUCUUACGCACAACUUUCGGGGACUGGCAUGCGCAUUCCCGCUCAAGGUCUCGUCGUUACUGGCUCACCUGAAGACCUCGGAACGGCACCGUCUCCGGAAGGUAGCGACAGUGCGCAGAUCAUUGCGUGGUGCGAGAAGCGGGAGAAGGGAGUGUUAUUCGUGGAUGAUGGGUUGGAGAAACUUGGGCUCUGUCGCCCGCGGGAACAGCAUUUCCCGUCGGUGUAUGGGUUGAACAGGGUGGACCCUGCGAUGCAGGUGAACGCGCCGGAUCCCGAGCAGUUGAAGGCAGAGAUUGAGCCGUUGACGCCGCUGGGGAGGGCUGUUCAUGAGAUGGUCUGGUUGGGGUGUAUGGCGAUCACGAGCUUCGGGACGGGGAUGCACGCGCCCGAGGCGAAACGAAAAUAA